Stylonychia lemnae is the source of this 963-nucleotide messenger RNA. Lineage: Eukaryota; Ciliophora; Spirotrichea; Sporadotrichida; Oxytrichidae. The record is from the annotation of a GenBank genome assembly.
AUGGAAGAGUAACAGCUAUAAAAUAAUUAAUAAAAUUAGUUAAGAUAUGCUGCAGUUGGAAUGCAGGGCUGGCGUCGCUCUAUGGAGGAUUCUCAUAUAGCUAAUUUAGAUAUCGGAGAUGGAGUCUCAAUAUUCGGAGUAUUUGAUGGUCAUGGAGGUAUGAAUUUUUCAUACGAUAAAAUAUUUCUAGGAAGUGAAGUAGCAUUGUUUGUUAAAAAUCACUUUAUUAAAGAACUUAAGAAGCUUGAGAGCUUCAAAAAGAAGGAUUAUAGAGUGAGUUUAUAGGAAGCAUUUUUGAAAAUGGAUACUAUGAUGCUUGGUAAAGAAGGAAAGAAGGAGUUAUUGAAAUUAGCGAAGAAUUCAGCACAUCAAGAUCCAAAUGGAGGUGGAAUUGAUAUGAAUGGAGCUCAAUAUGAUUAAUCAUACGCAGGAUGUACUGCAAAUGUUGUAAUGAUAACUAAAACCGAGAUAUUAUGCGCAAAUGCUGGGGAUUCAAGAUCGGUAUUAUCCAAAAAAGGAAAAUGCAAAGACUUAUCUAUUGAUCAUAAACCUGAUAACCCAGGUGAGAAAAGAAGAAUCGAAAGAGCAAACGGAUUUGUGCAGGAGAGUAGAGUUAAUGGUAUGUUAGCACUUUCGAGGGCUAUUGGGGACUUUGAAUACAAAGGAAAUCCAAUUUUGAAAGCAGAAGAUUAAAUUAUUACAGCAUUCCCAGAAAUAACAGUUGAAAAAAUUACUAAUGACUCAGAUUUCAUCAUUUGCGCGUGCGAUGGGAUAUGGGAUUGCUUAAGCUCUCAAGAAGCAGUAAAUUAUGUUGCAGAAAAUCUUAAGAAAAAGAAAGGUAAAGAUAGCCUUGGAUCAUUGGUUGAGUAGAUGCUAGAUAGUAUUUGUGCAUCUGAUGUUGCUUCAAGUGGUGGAGUCGGAUGCGACAACAUGACUUGCCUUAUUGUAGAAUUCAAGAAGUGA